GGGCAGCUAGGCCCCCGGCGCAGCCUGGGGAAUGAAAUGCCCCAGGCUCUCUAGGGCGCACAAAGAGCAGGCGCGGCAGGUUGGGCAGCAGCUGGGUCGAAUAGCGGCGGUUUUGGCAGCAGCAUCUGCAACAGGUGUAGACAGGUCCCACCUGACUCCACCCUGGAAAGUCCUUUUGAAGAAAUGGCCCUGGUGAGGGGCGGUUGGCUGUGGAGACAGAGUUCCAUCCUCCGCCGUUGGAAGCGUAACUGGUUCGCUCUGUGGUUGGAUGGGACGCUGGGCUACUAUCAUGAUGAGACUGCGCAGGACGAGGAGGACCGUGUGCUCAUCCACUUCAACGUCCGUGACAUAAAGGUCGGCCAAGAGUGUCACGAUGUGCAGCCCCCAGAGGGCCGGAGCCGAGAUGGCCUGCUCACCGUGACACUGCGGGAGGGCUCCCGCCUGCACCUGUGUGCGGAGACCCGGGAUGAUGCCAUAGCAUGGAAGACAGCGCUGAUGGAGGCAAACGCCACCCCGGUGCGCGUCUACAGCCCGUACCAAGACUACUACGAGGUGGUGCCCCCCAACGCGCACGAGGCCACGUAUGUCCGCAGCUACUACGGGCCGCCAUACGCAGGCCCCGGCGUGACGCACGUGAUAGUGCGAGAGGAUCCCUGCUACAGCUCGGGCGCCCCGCUGGCUAUGGGCAUGCUUGCGGGGGCUGCCACCGGCGCCGCGCUCGGCUCCCUCAUGUGGUCGCCUUGCUGGUUCUGAGCCUUGGGACUCAGAGUGCUGGACCCUGCGUGUGCACCCCUAGAUCCCCUUUCCUUCUGAACCCCCGUCUCCAGUAUCCACCAUCCAAACCCUGUCUCAUUUUUGCCCUUUCCUCUCCAUUAGCCCCUUCUGGGCUUGGACCAUCCCUCCCAUUCCUUAUUCCUCCGCCCCCUAGGAUGCUGUCAUCUCAGGCACAAGCAUGGCUACAUCUACCACUAGACACCCCAGAAACCACAUAGGAAUAUAUUUCCUCCAAACACACCAGGACACAACAAACCUAACUUCAUCUGACUGCAAGUUCCCCAGGCGCUGGAGAGACAUCAUGAGUUGAGCUUGCUCUCUGCUCUCCUGGGGGUGCUCCAGGCCUGGUGAGAAAAACAGGAGGAAACACACACUUGACAGCUGCAGAGCUAUCUGUCCUUUCAAAAGGACAUGGGGCAGGGAGCAAGGCAGGUAGGCUGGGAGUGCUGUUUGUUGGCAAGCAUGUGGAGCUGUGAACAUCCAGGGACAUGUCCAAAAAUUAGAGUUCAGUUGGACUGGGUGGAGGCAGGAGUGGGUUUAUGGUGGGUCUCCAAGGCUGAGGAGCUUGCUGGAUAAAGGGGAGAUGUGAGCUUUUUAUGGAAGGACGUUUCAUGAUUGCAACUAUAAUGAAUAUUUUGCCUGCUUUGUUAGUACUAACAUAUACCCUGAUCCAAACUCUCCCUGAGUUUAGCUCCAUCCUUUCCACUACCAGCUUUCUAGGUCCACUUGUUCCCCAUGACAAUUGAGCUGAACCUGGGGCUCCUGGUUAGGGGACAGGUGAGACUUCUGGCCUUAGGAAGAUGCCUCCAUCAGGAAAUGCCUUUCCACUCUCAGGAGCUCGGCUCUCUAUCCAUUGCUGUGACUGUCACCAUCUGAGGCUUUGUCUUCUCUGUCACUCUGAGGAGAGAUGCCAUGGUUUCCCUAUAGGGCCUGACCCACCUUUGUACCAGCCUGGGAAGACUCUCAUGUGCCUGCCUGCAGGUGGUUCAGCAGUCUCCCCUUUUCGUCCCGUUCCAGACUCUUCUUGCAUCCGGUCCCAACUGCCAAUAGAAAUGCUAACAUUCCUGCCCAGUAGCCAGAGUACCCUGAAGAUGGCUCUAUUGGCUCAGCUGCAGAGACUAAUAAAGAUGUGGUUGGCUCUAGAACCGGCUCUGACUUUUGUUCCUCCAGGAAGCCGUUUCCCAGGGACAGCUCUGUGACCCAGAGUCCACUAGUGCCUUCUCUGGUAUAGUAAGAGUGUAGUCUGAUGUUGAACUGGUGACAUGUUAACUGAACAAUUUGGGAUGAGCCACUUAACCUUUCUGGACCUUGCUUUCUCUCCCAUAAGAUGGCAGGCUGAAGCUGUCCAUCUCUGAGGGCUGAAGAGGAGAAGCUAUGUCAGAGUCUCUUGUCUGAGCUGAUGCUUUGUGAGAGGCCUGUGGUGUUAGGGUCUUCCAGUAGGUUCCCAUCCCUCUAAAGUUGAAUCAAUGAAUUAUUCUUAUGGAGAUUAGGUGACCAGGGAAGGAAAAAACUCAUCCUGUGUUAGGUUCUCAAGGCAAGUGACAAAAACCCCCUGCUUAAACUGAUAU
Molecule: messenger RNA, 2342 nt
Organism: Castor canadensis (American beaver)
Lineage: Eukaryota; Metazoa; Chordata; Mammalia; Rodentia; Castoridae
Gene: Plekhb1
Product: pleckstrin homology domain containing B1
Biological process (GO): regulation of cell differentiation
Cellular component (GO): membrane
Source: RefSeq, a predicted model, not a curated record